Morus notabilis is the source of this 1133-nucleotide messenger RNA. RefSeq lists its product as uncharacterized. The coding region runs from base 352 to 831 and encodes 159 amino acids. Lineage: Eukaryota; Viridiplantae; Streptophyta; Magnoliopsida; Rosales; Moraceae. The record is from RefSeq and is a predicted model, not a curated record. The transcript is spliced from 2 exons.
CAUAAAAAAUAAAAAAAAAUAAAAAAUAAAAGAGCUAAGAGCCAGCCACCGUCCUUCAGUGUUUUUUAGAACCUUUUUAUUGGCGCACUGAUUCCCUAGACUUUCUUCUCCUUUCUCCUUCGAAGUUUUCUGAACCUGUUUUUCUCUCUCAAAUUUGGAUCCCUCUUUCUGUCUCUGCAAACCAACCACGAGUCUCCACUAUCACAGCUCGCCCAAAUCAGACGGUCCUCGUUCGUCUUCGACCUCUUCAUAGAGCUCGGUUUCGUGGCUUUAACUUUAAAGAUUCAGACUUUCAAUAGUCAAAGUUUAAUUUCUCGACACACACACACACACACACACAUAUAUAUAUAUAUGGAGAAAUUGGCGUGUAUAAAAGAUGGGUUUCAGAAUGGAGCUCAUCGUCCUUCCUUGACGUCUUCCUCUUCCCAGAGAGAUGUUAGCUACAGCUGUGGCUCUUGUGGAUAUGCGCUAAAUCUAAGCUCCUCCAACCGGAACAUCUCCACAAUUGGUUCAAAGUACGGAAAAUCUAUUAAGCGAGGAAUCAUAUCGUUCUUCUACGUAGAUGAUAGCAGAUUUACUCAGGUUGAUGAGAUCCAAUGCAUACCCCAUUUCUCCAAGCAUUCGUGGAGUUUGUUCCGACGGCAAACCAAGCUUCUUUGCCGCAAAUGCAAUAACCAUAUUGGAACUACUUAUGAUGAAUACACUUCUUCUCACCCCAUCGGAUUAGAGGAAUCAGAUUCAUCUUCGGGCCAUGAAGCUUCAAAACGCAGAAAAUAUGAUAUCAAAAUCCGUGCUUUACAGCCUUUAUCCUCUCAAGAAACUGCUUUGUAGCUUGAUGACUGGAACAAGCUUGAAAUGAAUUUAUGUGUUUGCUAAAGAAUCACCGUUCGUCCGCUGAAGAAAGGUAUUUGCAUGUGAAACUAUUUGUGUAAAGGUUUUCUCUUUUUGGAUGUGUUUUUGAAUUUGUAUUUCUAUGUAUUUAGAGAAUUUUUUGUAUAUAACAGUAAUAAUUACUGAAAAGGAAAUAGGUGAUGUGGGAUUUUCAGGUGAGUUGAAUGAUUGAGCGGAGUUGAUAAAUAACUUGCUAUCAAAUCUGUACUCUGAGUGGGCUGGUAUUUUGAGAUAUAGUUGAG